Molecule: messenger RNA, 740 nt
Organism: Python bivittatus (Burmese python)
Lineage: Eukaryota; Metazoa; Chordata; Lepidosauria; Squamata; Pythonidae
Source: RefSeq, a predicted model, not a curated record
AUGGCCAAGUUCUCAAUUUUGCCACUCAUACCACUUCUAACAGCUGCCUGGGUCUCUGAAAACCAUGCCAAUGAACAGGAAGAUUGGAGGAAAUGUUUUGAGGACCCGAACUAUGAAGAACUGUUACAUAUUGCCAGAAAUGGGCUGGAAAAGACUUCGAAGCCAAAAAGAAUUGUGAUUGUUGGGGCAGGAAUCAGUGGACUCACUGCUGCCAAAUUAUUGAAAGAUGCUGGACAUCAGGUUUGGGUCUUAGAAGCCAGUGACCGUGUUGGCGGGCGGAUAAAGACCCAUCGUGAGAAGGGUUGGUAUGUGGAAUUGGGAGCGAUGCGCCUACCCAAGACCCACAGAAUUAUUCAUGAAUAUAUUAAGAAGUUCAACCAGUCAUUAAACUCCUUUGUUCAGACGGAUAAAAGAGCCUGGUACUUGUUCAGAAACAGAAGAGAAAGGGUGGCAGCUGUGAAUGAAAAGGCAAAUCUCUUUGGAUAUCCAAUGUAUCCCCAUGAGUUGGGAAAGUCUGCUGGAGAACUCUACAUGGGUGCGUUGGACAGAACAACAAAAAACUGCACAGUGCUGAAGAUGAAAUAUGACUCAUAUUCCACCAAGGAAUAUUUAAUUAAAGAAGGAAAUCUGAGCCGAGGGGCAAUAGAAAUGAUUGGAGAUUUCUUGAAUGAAGAUGCUGGAUACUAUAUCUCAUUUCUUACCUCUGUCCUGGCCUACGUAACCUUCUUAGAUGACGAUGG